Molecule: messenger RNA, 411 nt
Organism: Acanthaster planci (crown-of-thorns starfish)
Lineage: Eukaryota; Metazoa; Echinodermata; Asteroidea; Valvatida; Acanthasteridae
Source: RefSeq, a predicted model, not a curated record
AUGGCGUCGGCUGCAACUUUGUGCCGAUGUAUGCAGCCCUGUGUCAGGCAACACGGCAAAAACCUCUCUGGGAAGCGGAGUGGCUGCGGGGACAUAACGCUGCUGAUACCCUAUGGCUUGCACUGGAGUGAGGUGACGGUCAGUUGUUUAAUAGGUGUGGACAUUCAGACGGGCAAAGUUGUUGAGGGUGACGGUGACGUAGAGCCCAGUGCAGCCAACAUCCACACUGUCAUCUACAAGAGCAAAGGCGAACACGGUCGCACGGGGGGUACGGCGUACGAGGGCGAGGCAAAGAACACGUGGUUGGCUCGCAACCUAGGCGAUAACGACUUCCUGAUUAUGGGCAAUCACGGCAUGCUGGGUGUCGGAUACUCGCUGGCGUACGUCUUCGACAGUAUGUACUACUUGUAA